Didymodactylos carnosus is the source of this 1007-nucleotide messenger RNA. Lineage: Eukaryota; Metazoa; Rotifera; Eurotatoria; Philodinida; Philodinidae. The record is from the annotation of a GenBank genome assembly.
AUGGCUACAGAAAAAGAUCAGAAAAAUCGUGUGAUGACACGUAAAAUCACGUUCUUCGGUGCGUGGAAUGUUCGUUCGUGUUUUCGUCAACCAAAACGACAACUAAUCAUCCAACAACUUAAACAAUAUAAAAUCCAAAUUGGUGUGUUAUGUGAGACUGGAAUGUAUGAUUCAGGGGUAUCAGAGCUUGCUGACCACACAAUCAUUCACUCCGGUCUACCGAGUGAUGAGAAAACAAAAAGGGCCCAUGGAAUGGCCGUGUGUCUGGAUCAGUCAGCAGCAAAAGUGUGGAAAGCUUCAGGAUCAGCAUGGGAAGCAGUCAGCUCGCGAAUACUUACAGUUCGAUUGGGAUGCAAACCGAUUAACAUUACAGUGAUUGCUGUUUAUGCUCCGGUCAAUCCAGCAAAUGGACAAAAAAGUGAAGUUGAGGCAUCGGAGGAUUUCUAUAAAUGUUUGCAAGAAACGAUUGAUAAGGUACAAAAGCAGGAUAUGGUAUUGGUAAUGGGAGAUUUUAAUGCACGGCUGGGUCAACAACAAAAUUUGACAGCGGGUGAAGUGGUUGGCAGACAUACAGUUGUGGAAAAUCUCAAUGGUGAAUUACUAGUUGACUUUUGUUCAAUUAACAACAUGGUUGUUACAAACACCUUCUUUGAGCACAAACCUGUGCAUCAAACAUCAUGGAUGCAUCCAGGAACAAAAGAAUGGCACAUGUUGGAUUACACCUUGGUCAACAGAAAGUUUAGAACUAGCGUACACGAUGUUAGAGCUUAUCGGGCAGCAGGGGGCGCCAUUGGUACUGAUCAUCAUCUCAUGCGAACAAAAAUAAGAAUCCACCUCAAAUGUCGACAAAAGAAGAAAAAGAAUGGACGGCUUAAAUUAGACCCAAAGAAACUUCAAAAUCAAUCACUGACAAAAUGUUUUGAAGAUGAGGUAGAGGAGAAACGAAAGACUGAGUAUUCAAAUGACAUGUCUUUAGAUGAAAAAUAUGCCAACUUCGUUAAAUAUGU